Molecule: messenger RNA, 7432 nt
Organism: Oncorhynchus kisutch (coho salmon)
Lineage: Eukaryota; Metazoa; Chordata; Actinopteri; Salmoniformes; Salmonidae
Product: sodium-dependent neutral amino acid transporter SLC6A17
Exons: 12
Coding region: 249-2456 (735 amino acids)
Biological process (GO): alanine transport; proline transport; L-leucine transport
Cellular component (GO): synaptic vesicle; plasma membrane
Source: RefSeq, a predicted model, not a curated record
GAUUUUGCAUCUCUGCGCGCAGAGAGAUGCUGGUUUCGGAGGUUGUGCCUGAAUGAAGAUUUGCCUUACUAAAUGUGUGAAUUUUUAAUUGUUUUGAGAACAAAUACUUUUGCUGUUGUACUUUGAAUAAGGUUCAAGACAAAAAACAUCUUUACGCCUCUAUCUGUGGAAUCUACCUUUUGACCAUCUCUGACCCCUUCUGACAUCGUACCCCUGACCCUAAACCACCCUCACCAUCCACCGCCACCAUGCCUAAAAACAGCAAGGUAACCCUGGGACUCCCUCACAGUGAUCCCGUCACUGAGUCAGUGGCGGACCUCCUGACCCUGGCCGAGCCCCUGGACUAUAAGAGCAGCCGGAUGAGUAUGGGUCUCAGCCCUGGGGCCCAGCCGGCCAUGGGCAAGGGCCUGCUGCCUUCUCCAGGGGACGAGGAGGGGAGGCCGGCCUGGAACAGCAAGCUCCAGUACAUCCUGGCCCAGGUCGGAUUCUCUGUGGGGCUGGGCAAUGUCUGGAGGUUCCCCUACCUGUGUCAGAAGAACGGAGGAGGUGCGUACCUGGUCCCGUACUUCAUCCUCCUCAUCCUCAUCGGGAUCCCUCUGUUCUUCCUGGAACUGGCGGUGGGACAGAGGAUUAGGAGAGGCAGCAUCGGGGUGUGGAACUACGUUUACCCUCAGCUAGGAGGCAUCGGGGUCUCCAGUCUAAUGGUGUGUGGUUUCGUGGGCCUGUACUACAAUGUGAUCAUCGGCUGGAGUAUCUUCUACUUCUUCCAGUCCUUCCAGUACCCGCUGCCCUGGGCAGAGUGCCCAAUCAGAGUGGUCAACGGGAGCCAAGCCAUCAUCGAGCCGGAGUGUGAAAAGUCUUCUGCCACCACCUACUUCUGGUACCGGCAAACCCUGAACAUCACCAGCACCAUCGAGGACAGCGGAGGCCUCAACUGGAGAAUGACCCUGUCCCUGUUCGCCGCCUGGCUCAUAGUCUGUCUGGCAGUGAUCAAGGGUAUCCAGUCAUCUGGGAAGGUGAUGUACUUCAGUUCUCUCUUCCCCUACGUGGUGUUGAUCUGUUUCCUCGUCAGAGGCCUGAUGCUCAAAGGAUCUGUUGACGGCAUCGCUCACAUGUUCACCCCAAAGUUGGAGAAGAUGCUGGAGCCCCAGGUAUGGAGGGAGGCAGCCACCCAGGUGUUCUUCGCUCUGGGCCUGGGGUUCGGCGGGGUCAUAGCCUUCUCCAGCUACAACAAGCGGGACAACAACUGUCACUUUGACGCAGCGCUGGUCUCUAUCAUCAACUUCAUCACCUCCAUCCUGGCUACGCUGGUGGUGUUCGCCGUGCUGGGGUUCAAGGCCAACAUCAUGAACGAGAAAUGUGUUGUGGAGAAUGGUGAGAAGAUCCUAGGUUACCUGAACACAGGUGUGUUGAGCCAUGAUCUGAUCCCUCCCCAUGUCAACUUCUCUCACCUGUCAGCUGUGGACUAUCAGGAGAUGUAUGGAGUGAUCAAGACUGUCAGGGAGGACAGCUUCAGUCAGCUUGGACUGGACCCCUGUAUACUGGAGGACGAACUCAACAAGGCAGUGCAGGGAACAGGCCUGGCCUUCAUCGCCUUCACUGAGGCCAUGACCCACUUCCCUGCCUCUCCCUUCUGGUCUGUCAUGUUCUUCUUCAUGCUGAUUAACCUGGGGCUGGGAUCCAUGAUCGGCACCAUGACAGGGAUCACCACACCUGUACUGGACGCCUUCCCCAAGAUCCGCAAGGAGUUCCUCUGUGUUGGUUGUUGCAUUGUGGCGUUCUUCUGUGGCCUGCUGUUCGUCCAGCGCUCCGGGAACUACUUUGUGACCAUGUUUGAUGACUACUCAGCUGGCCUGCCUCUCACUGUGGUGGUUAUGCUGGAGAAUAUAUCUGUGGCCUGGAUCUACGGCACCAAGAGGUUCAUGCAGGACCUAGAGGACAUGUUGGGUUUCAGACCUUACUCUUUCUAUUUCUAUAUGUGGAAGUACGUAUCUCCUGCCUGUCUCACCGUGCUCAUCGUUGCCACUGUGAUAGAGAUGUCCGUCAGUCCUGCUGGGUACAAUGCCUGGGUGGAGGAACUGGCGUCGGAGAAGUUCCUCUCCUACCCUCCGUGGGCUCUGGGCGUAGCCUACUCCCUCAUCAUCGCCGCCAUGCUUCCUCUCCCCUGUGUCUUCAUCGCCCGCCACUUCAACCUUCUCUCUGACGGCUCCAACAAGCUGUCUGUCUCCUACCGUAAAGGCAUGACCAAGGACCUCUCUGGUCUAGAAGAGGAGAACGAGUCCCGCUUCAUCCUCGGUAAAGGCACCCCCAGCCCCAGCCCCUCGCCCAUGCCUUCUCACCGCCCCUACCUGGGGCCCGGCGGAGCCCAGGAGAUGACCAACGCGGCUGGAUAUGGUACCGGGACACCGACCAAGACGGGUUAUCAGAAUAUUCAUUCGCCAGAGUCCGAACUAUGAUCGAUCUGACUGACUGAAGCACAAGAAACCCUAUCUAUCAAACCCAACACAACCCCUCCAGAGACAGAGAGAGAGAGAGAAAGAAAGAGCAUAUCUGUAAAGCACAGCCCCCCCUCUCUCUACUGUUCACCUAGCUGUAAAGCACAGCCCCCCCUCUCUCUACUGUUCACCUAGCUGUAAAGCACAGCCCCCCCCCUCUCUCUACUGUUCACCUAGCUGUAAAGCACAGCCCCCCCCCUUUCUCUACUGUUCACCUAGCUGUAAAGCACAGCCCCCCCCCCUCUCUCUACUGUUCACCUAGCUGUAAAGCACAGCCCCCCCGUCUACUGUUCACCUAGCUGUAAAGCACAGCCCCCCCCCCUCUCUCUACUGUUCACCUAGCUGUAAAGCACAGCCCCCCCCCCUCUCUCUACUGUUCACCUAGCUGUAAAGCACAGCCCCCCCUCUCUCUCUACUGUUCACCUAGCUGUAAAGCACAGCCCCCCCCCCCCUCUCUCUACUGUUCACCUAGCUGUAAAGCACAGCCCCCCCCCCUCUCUCUACUGUUCACCUAGCUGUAAAGCACAGCCCCCCCCCUCUCUCUACAGUUCACCUAGCUGUAAAGCACAGCCCCCCCCUCUCUCUACUGUUCACCUAGCUGUAAAGCACAGCCCCCCCCCCCUCUCUCUCUACUGUUCACCUAGCUGUAAAGCACAGCCCCCCCUCUCUCUCUACUGUUCACCUAGCUGUAAAGCACAGCCCCCCCCCUCUCUCUACUGUUCACCUAGCUGUAAAGCACAGCCCCCCCCCUCUCUCUACUGUUCACCUAGCUGUAAAGCACAGCCCCCCCCCUCUCUCUACUGUUCACCUAGCUGUAAAGCACAGCCCCCCCCCUCUCUCUACUGUUCACCUAGCUGUAAAGCACAGCCCCCCCCCCUCUCUCUCUACUGUUCACCUAGCUGUAAAGCACAGCCCCCCCCCCUCUCUCUACUGUUCACCUAGCUAUAAAGCACAGCCCCCCCCCCCUCUCUCUACUGUUCACCUAGCUAUAAAGCACAGCCCCCCCCCCCUCUCUCUACUGUUCACCUAGCUAUAAAGCACAGCCCCCCCCCCCCCUCUCUCUACUGUUCACCUAGCUGUAAAGCACAGCCCCCCCCCCUCUCUCUACUGUUCAACUAGCUGUAAAGCACAGCCCCCCCCCCCUCUCUCUACUGUUCACCUAGCUGUAAAGCACAGCCCCCCCCUCUCUCUACUGUUUACCUAGCUGUAAAGCACAGCCCCCCCCCCUCUCUCUACUGUUCACCUAGCUGUAAAGCGAAGCCCCCCCCCCGUCUACUGUUCACCUAGCUGUAAAGCACAGCCCCCCCCCCUCUCUCUACUGUUCAACUAGCUGUAAAGCACAGCCCCCCCCCCCCUCUCUCUACUGUUCACCUAGCUGUAAAGCACAGCCCCCCCCCUCUCUCUACUGUUCACCUAGCUGUAAAGCACAGCCCCCCCCCUCUCUCUACUGUUCACCUAGCUGUAAAGCACAGCCCCCCCCCUCUCUCUACUGUUCACCUAGCUGUAAAGCGAAGCCCCCCCCCGUCUACUGUUCACCUAGCUGUAAAGCGAAGCCCCCCCCCGUCUACUGUUCACCUAGCUGUAAAGCGAAGCCCCCCCCGUCUACUGUUCACCUAGCUGUAAAGCGAAGCCCCCCCCCCGUCUACUGUUCACCUAGCUGUAAAGCGAAGCCCCCCCCCCGUCUACUGUUCACCUAGCUGUAAAGCGAAGCCCCCCCCGUCUACUGUUCACCUAGCUGUAAAGCGAAGCCCCCCCCCGUCUACUGUUCACCUAGCUGUAAAGCGAAGCCCCCCCCCGUCUACUGUUCACCUAGCUGUAAAGCGAAGCCCCCCCCCCGUCUACUGUUCACCUAGCUGUAAAGCGAAGCCCCCCCCCGUCUACUGUUCACCUAGCUCCCCAUAACAUAGAACAUCUCUGAGCCUAAACACACUUUCAUUCUAUUCUAAAACAACCUUCCCCACAUCGCCCCUAAUCCAAACAAAACCAUGGCCCUAAGCAGAGCCACUACCAAUGUUGAUGUCAGUCCUCGUCCUACAUCACUCAGAGGCACAAACGAAGAAGGAGGGCCUCCAUUUGAAUUCAGCCUUAGAAGGCAGGCAGUGGGUGAUUCAUCUGAACGCAGAUAAGCCAAGCAGCUAGCGUUUGAUCAUCAGGCAGUGUGUGUGUGUGUGUGUGUGUGUGUGUGUGUGUGUGUGUGUGUGUGUGUGUGUGUGUGUGUGUGUGUGUGUGUGUGUGUGUGUGUGUGUGUGUGUGUGUGUGUGUGUGUGUGUGUGUGUGUGUGUGUGUGUGUGUGUGUGUGGUAGUGCUCCCCAGCCAGUCCAGGUGACCCCUAGUGUUAUAAAUAGAUGUGAUACCCAUGUUGGCAACCGGCCCCGGCAACACAGUGCCAUGGUGAUGAAUCCUCUUGUGAUGUCAUGGAGGAAGGCACACACACACACAAGAGGGAAUACACACACACACACAUAUAAGAGGGCAUGUUGUUGCGCUUUGUCAACCAGCUGUUACCAAGCUGGGUUGUGUUCAUUAGGGAAAACAUUUUUAAAAGCAGAGUGAAACCAGCUGUUAUCAAGCCGGGGUUGUGUUCAUUUGGGAGGAAAAGCAGAGUGAAAACAACUGUUAAAAAAAACAAUUGAAACAGGGAGGUACAGCCUGAAUGUGUACUAAGGUACUACCUGAAAAUGUGAGCACAGAUUGUAGUUUACCGUUGCAACAUGUUUUGCUACGGUGUGACCUAUUGAACACUACCCAGGUGUGCCGCAAGCCAUUAUAUAUGUUGAUAUCUGUUGACCAUCGUUCAGAAAUGGAUCAAUGGGAAAUGUAGGGUUAAUUGUUAUUGUACAUUCCUCUAAUCAUGUUCUUCGAUAAGCACUCUGAUCAAUCAAUGGCACUAAUAAUAGAUUUAUUUAUGUGAAUUGUCAAGUAAAAAAAAAAAGCCUAUUAUUUAAAUGGUUGAGAUACUUGUAUGAUAGUGUGUAAUAAUAAUUAUGUGGAUAAUGUGUAGUCUAUAAUACUGUAGUGUACAAAACUUUUUUGUUGUUGCAAUAGAAGACUUGAGCCACAGGGUGGCGCUGUUGGCCACCAGAGGAGUACCUGACAUAAUCUGUGUGUUUCCUGCCUCUCCAUGAAGACAGUGAUGACACACACAGAGCACACUGUGGCUCUCUCCUUCAUCGCACUGAUCUGCAAGAACUGACCAGGUUAAGCAUUUUCCAAACAGUGCAGAUGAAGGGGGGAAAAUUAUGAGAGGGAGGAUUUUUAAGAGAUUGAGAAUGAGAUACAUCCAAGCUGUUGCUGGCAGCCAGCCCAGAGAUGCUUCGAUUCUAAUGUUGAUACAGGCUAUGGUCAACCUGUUGAUGGUUUAUACUGUUGAUACAAGCUAUGGUCAGCCUGUUGAUGGAUUCUAAUGUUGAUACAGGCUAUGGUCAACCUGUUGAUGGUUUAUACUGUUGAUACAGGCUAUGGUCAACCUGUUGAUGGAUUCUAAUGUUGAUACAAGCUAUGGUCAACCUGUUGAUGGAUUCUAAUGUUGAUACAAGCUAUGGUCAACCUGUUGAUGGUUAUACUGUUGAUACAAGCUAUGGUCAACCUGUUGAUGGUUUAUACUGUUGAUACAGGCUAUGGUCAACCUGUUGAUGGAUUCUAAUGUUGAUACAAGCUAUGGUCAACCUGUUGAUGGUUUAUACUGUUGAUACACGCUAUGGUCAACCUGUUGAUGGUUUAUACUGUUGAUACAAGCUAUGGUCAACCUGUUGAUGGUUUAUACUGUUGAUAUAAGCUAUGGUCAACCUGUUGAUGGUGCCUGAAUAGCAUAUCUGUGUCUGUCUGCUAAGCCUUUUUAAAGUCGUCUUUAUGGAGACAUUCUAUAGUGUUGUUAUGUAGUCUGUAGUCCCAGCCACGUCAGCACUUUACAGCAGGUAGAGACCCUGGAGUUGAACAUUAAGGACUUUAUAGCAGGUAGAGACCCUGGAGUUGAACAUCAAGGACUUUAUAGCAGGUAGAGACCCUGGAGUUGAACAUCAAGGACUUUAUAGCAGGUAGAGACCCUGGAGUUGAACAUCAAUGACUUUAUAGCAGGUAGAGACCCUGGAGUUGAACAUCAAUGACUUUAUAGCAGGUAGAGACCCUGGAGUUGAACAUCAAGGACUUUAUAGCAGGUAGAGACCCUGGAGUUGAACAUCAAGGACUUUAUAGCAGGUAGAGAUCCUGGAGUUGAACAUCAAGGACUUUAUAGCAGGUAGAAACCCUGGAGUUGAACAUCAAGGACUUUAUAGCAGGUAGAGACCCUGGAGUUGAACAUCAAGGACUUUAUAGCAGGUAGAAACCCUGGAGUUGAACAUCAAGGACUUUAUAGCAGGUAGAAACCCUGGAGUUGAACAUCAAACACUGAUUGAACAGUAAACCACCGACAGAUCAUGUCUUGUCUGUCUGCAGCAGUAGUUACAACUGGACUGUCAUUAAAUGUUAGUUUUUUUGUUGAUACUAUUAGAAGUGAUAGACCUGUAAUGAUGGCCACACAAUACAGAAUACCCAGCACACAAAUAGCACAGGAUCUAAAGUGCAGGCACAAACAUAGAAGCCCUCUCGAUUGUGCAUCACAGCCACAUGUUGCUCGGGACUGCUUGUGGAUCACAGCCACAGGCUGCUAGGGACUGCUUGCAGAUCAUAGCCAUGGGUAAAUUAUGGAUUACCAAUUAGAGAGCUAGAAUCACUUGAACUAUUAUUGAUGGAGGGAGAGGGAGAGGGAGAGGGGGGGGGGAGAGAGAGAGAGAGAGAGAGAGAGAGAGAGAGAGAGAAAAUAUUAACCAUCAUACAGUACUCAAAUCCAAUCACAUUUGAUUAGUCACAUGCACCUAAUACAACAGGUGUAGACCUUACAGGGAAAUGCUUACUUAUGAGCCCCUAAUCAACAAUGCAGUUAAAUAAAAACAGAAUAAGAA